Suillus plorans is the source of this 339-nucleotide messenger RNA. RefSeq lists its product as uncharacterized. The coding region runs from base 1 to 339 and encodes 112 amino acids. The transcript is spliced from 5 exons. The record is from RefSeq and is a predicted model, not a curated record. NCBI's taxonomy places the organism in Eukaryota, Fungi, Basidiomycota, Agaricomycetes, Boletales, Suillaceae.
AUGGAAUGCUCUAUCCGCAAGUGCUCUGCAGCCAUCAGCGUCCAGGAGGGUCAAGAAGUAAAAUUGUUCGACGGAAUGCCUGUUUGCGAGAAGUGCGAUGCCUUCUUGCAUGCACCCCUCCCGACCUUCACUAGAAAAACAGAGUCUGUGAAGAAGCCAUACGAAGAGUCCGAGGCUUAUAAGAAAGAAGUCAUUCACGACGGACGAGCUCUUUUGGAUUACCCAGCGCAUCUGCCGUUCCCAAAGCAGGGCCACGGGGUCAGGCGAAUUCAAGUCCCCGACAAGGAGGGUGGUAUGCGGUACAAGUACAUCACCCGCCGCGUCGAAUCCAAGAAGUAA